Messenger RNA from Thelazia callipaeda (thelaziosis nematode), 1188 nucleotides. The record is from the annotation of a GenBank genome assembly. Lineage: Eukaryota; Metazoa; Nematoda; Chromadorea; Rhabditida; Thelaziidae.
AUGGAUAUAAUCGUUAUUUUUGUAGAACAGGAUUCGUCAGUUCAUCAUUAUGACGAUAUACCUGAAGUGACGGAAGAUGCUGUGAGAGAAGCAUUGCGAAAUGAAGCAAAGCGCCACAAAUACUGGAAGGCUAGCGCUGUUACAAAAAUGACCAUAAAUAGUAUUGAAAAUAGCGCUUGCUUACACUAUGCUCUUGAAAGCUUUACUGAAAUGCGUAGCACAAAUAAAGCUGUAGAAGGUGUUACACUUGGACAGUUUUUGCAAAUUCAACAAAAUAGUAUCUCUACUGUUACAAGUAUGGAUGUUAAUCCAUGGGAUUAUGCAAUUGAUCCAUCUGAAGCCUUCGUUGACAUAAUUUUUAUGCUACUUUUUGAACUAGUCGCUUGUCACUCUUGCAAUGCGGAGGGCUUAACACAUUGCUUCUAUUGUCGUGGUUAUGGUACCGACAAAUGCACUUAUUGCAGAGGAACAGGAAUGAAAGCAGGAGUUGCCCACCCAGCCAUUUAUACUCAUCCAAUGGUUGCUUCCUUUCCUCAUUCAGACUUGAGCCGAGGUUACCCAAGUUCAGGCACGGCAGUUGUAAGACCUUCAUCGGGAGGCCUGGCCUAUGGUGUAGGUACACCAAUCCAUUUUAUGGCGCGAGCAGGAGUCCCACCGCCAGGUAUUGGCCAGCACGACUUGUGUCAUUUUUGUCAAGGUCGUGGCAUUCGGGAAUGUUCACACUGCAAAGGGCAUGGAAAGAAACCAUGUUCAGCGUGUGGUGGGAGCGGCAGCAUACGAACUUACAUCAAAUUACGAGUACAUUUUCAAAAUUUCACAUUUCUACACAAUUUUAGAUUUUGCAGUGCCGUUGAGCACAGUGACUAUUAUAGUCCCUGUGAUGUACCUGAAAAAAUGCUAUCAAGAGUUGGUGGAAAAGUGAUUAUGAGCGAAUGUCAACCUUAUAUAUUGCCACUAAAAAAGUAUCCUGUUCAACAAAUCAAUGAAACAAGUCGACAAAUGUGCGCUACACAUUUGGAGAAAUGUAUAGGUAAAUGUCGCAUUAUUAAGCAACGACAUUUUCUGGAAGCCAUACCAGUAGCCAAAGUACAUUAUCAUCUUGGUUCGCGAGAAGGUAUAUUCUGGAUAUAUGGUGUUGAACACUACUGCUAUGUACCGCACUAUCCAUCAAAAUGUACACUGAUAUAA